CUCUGGUUUCUCCGGACUUCUUAACAACACCAUACCGUUCCUCUCCGCCGCACUCUCAAUGGAGAAUUGACCGCUUCUUCUUUCCGACGAACAAACCGAGGAAGAUCGAUGGCAAUCCCACAGGUGUUCUUCCUGCUGGUGCUGUGGCUCGCCGUGUGCGUUGGGUUGUGCAGCUGCUGGGGGGAGUCUGCUGCCGACAUUGCCCAGACGACGGCUCAGGAGAUCCAGCACGGUUGCACAGAAACCACGGAAUAUGCUCAGGAAAAGGCUGAAUCUAUGGCUGAUUGGACUUAUGACCAAUUCCUCCAAAACAAGGACAACGCAAGACAGGCAGCUCAGGGCAUGAAGAAUAAAGCUGGAGACGCUGCCUCAAGGGCCACUGAAACGAUGAAAUCUGCGGCAUCUGGAACUUCCGAGUGUUUUUCUCAAAAGUACGGUGAAGCCAAGGAAAAAUUGUCAAGAACUAUGGCGUAUGACAAAACUGCUGAGGCCUAUAAUGAAGUUGAUGAGAUUAUCAGAAUGGCGACAGAUAAGGCUUCAACCAAUGCCAAAGAUAUCUUGGCAGAUUCAGUGGGAUAUGAAGGAAGAGACCAAGCGGCUGAGGAAACCUAUGAGCAAGCUAGGCAUAGAGUGGAGGAGGCUUACAGGUCAGCAAAGGACACCAUGACUGAAGAGAAUAAGGUUAAUUACGAAGAUGCCAAGGAGAAGGCUUCACAGGCCACUGGUGAUCUUGGAGCCAACAUGAGGAUGAGCAGCAGCGAACUAACAUGAGGGUAUGGCUAGUUUUACCUUUUUCUUGAGUUUUUUUUUUUUUUGCCCCCCCAAGCUCUCCUACGUUAUGCGAUGCUAUGCCAAUCACUUAAUAGAUAUUUUCCCCUUAGCAAAGGAGGAUAACGUAACUUAGGGUUUUCUCGAACUACUAAUGCUAAAUAUAUAUAGUUUUAUAUAAUAGUUAGGGGACUUCGCAGCCCAUCAUAACCUUGUAUCUUCUCUGUGAUCAAAAUAGUGUAUUAUUUUUUCCUUAAUAUAAGUCGUGGGGUCCCUACUUUAACCUGGUUGAUUUCAAAAUUGUUAUCCCUGUACGGAACUACAAGUGAAUGAUUAAAUUGAAAGCUGGAUAGA
Molecule: messenger RNA, 1122 nt
Organism: Neltuma alba
Lineage: Eukaryota; Viridiplantae; Streptophyta; Magnoliopsida; Fabales; Fabaceae
Exons: 3
Coding region: 109-771 (220 amino acids)
Source: RefSeq, a predicted model, not a curated record